This is a messenger RNA of Ostrea edulis (European flat oyster), 1482 nucleotides long. RefSeq names its product vitellogenin receptor-like. The transcript is spliced from 3 exons. Bases 1 to 1482 code for a protein of 493 amino acids. The record is from RefSeq and is a predicted model, not a curated record. NCBI's taxonomy places the organism in Eukaryota, Metazoa, Mollusca, Bivalvia, Ostreida, Ostreidae.
AUGAGUACUCAGUUCUCUGCCAAAAUCGUGAAAUUCAUGACCUCGGGGUUUAACUUUCAGACCCAGGAGGACAAUGAAUUCUGUAUCAGUAACCAUUAUUACACAGAGGACAAUGAAUUCUGUGUCAGUAACCAUUAUUACACAGAGGACAAUGAAUUCUGUAUCAGAUACCAUUAUUACACAGAGGACAAUGAAUUCUGUAUCAGUAACCAUUAUUACACAGAGGACAAUGAAUUCUGUAUCAGUAACCAUUAUUACACAGAGGACAAUGAAUUCUGUGUCAGUAACGUUUAUUACACAGAGGACAAUGAAUUCUGUGUCAGUAACCAUUAUUACACAGAGGACAAUGAAUUCUGUGUCAGUAACCAUUAUUACACAGAGGACAAUGAAUUCUGUAUCAGAUACCAUUAUUACACAGAGGACAAUGAAUUCUGUAUCAGUAACCAUUAUUACACAGAGGACAAUGAAUUCUGUAUCAGUAACCAUUAUUACACAGAGGACAAUGAAUUCUGUGUCAGUAACGUUUAUUACACAGAGGACAAUGAAUUCUGUAUCAGUAACCAUUAUUACACAGAGGACAAUGAAUUCUGUGUCAGUAACCAUUAUUACACAGAGGACAAUGAAUUCUGUAUCAGAUACCAUUAUUACACAGAGGACAAUGAAUUCUGUAUCAGUAACCAUUAUUACACAGAGGACAAUGAAUUCUGUAUCAGUAACCAUUAUUACACAGAGGACAAUGAAUUCUGUAUCAGUAAGCAUUAUUACACAGAGGACAAUGAAUCCUGUAUCAGGUACCAUUAUUACACAGAGGACAAUGAAUCCUGUAUCAGUAACCAUUAUUACACAGAGGACAAUGAAUUCUGUAUCAGUAACCAUUAUUACACAGAGGACAAUGAAUUCUGUAUCAGUAACCAUUAUUACACAGAGGACAAUGAAUCCUGUAGUAACCAUUAUUACACAGAGGACAAUGAAUUCUGUAUCAGUAACCAUUAUUACACAGAGGACAAUGAAUUCUGUAUCAGUAACCAUUAUUACACAGAGGACAAUGAAUUCUGUAUCAGUAACCAUUAUUACACAGAGGACAAUGAAUUCUGUAUCAGUAACCAUUAUUACACAGAGGACAAUGAAUUCUGUAUCAGUAACCAUUAUUACACAGAGGACAAUGAAUUCUGUAUCAGUAACCAUUAUUACACAGAGGACAAUGAAUUCUGUAUCAGUAACCAUUAUUACACAGAGGACAAUGAAUUCUGUAUCAGUAAGCAUUAUUACACAGAGGACAAUGAAUUCUGUAUCAGUAACCAUUAUUACACAGAGGACAAUGAAUUCUGUAACUGUAGCAGCAUAAACAGAAUAGGCAUUCCACAGUGCAAUCCGAAGGAUUAUAAAGGGUUUGGGAAAGAGGGACAGGAUUUUAAGGGGUUUGAAAAAGAGGAGCAGAAUUUUAAGAGGUUUGGAAAAGAGGAGCAGGAUUUUAAGAGGUAG